GUUCAAUCGCGUGGAGGUGUGCCUGCACCUGCUGCAGACGCUGAUCACCAAGGCCUUGGAUGAUGGUGUCUUGAAGAUCCCACCGCCCAUUCUGUCUCGUGUCUAUCAGACCAUCUCACGAGGAUUCGUGAAUCUGCUGAACACGAAGAAGAUCACCGACACCAAGUUUCCGUAUCCCUUUGCACAGAUCAUCGCAGUCUUCCUGCUCGUUCACAUAUUCCUCACGCCAGCAUUGAUUUCUGCUUCAGUCCCACACAGAUUCCUAGCGCCGGUGUUCACAUUUCUGGCUGUCUUCGGAAUGUUCUCAUUGAAUUUCAUCUCUAUGGAGCUGGAGAACCCUUUCGGAUUAGAUGCAAAUGACCUGCCGCUGGAGCAUUUUCAACAGGAGAUGAAUGACUGUCUCCUGAUGCUCCUGCAUCCAAACACAGAUCUAGUUGCUGAGAUGGACCCUUCUGGAAAACUGGACUUCAAGGUCCUCUACGAU
Molecule: messenger RNA, 484 nt
Organism: Symbiodinium sp. CCMP2456
Lineage: Eukaryota; Dinophyceae; Suessiales; Symbiodiniaceae
Source: the annotation of a GenBank genome assembly